AUGGACGCGCGCCAAGCUGACCGCUGCAUUUCCAUCCGCUGUGCAGUUCUACCCGCGAACAGCAUUGACGAUGCAAGAUUCCUCGAGGGUUUGAGGGGAGGCGAGUACCUUGGAUCGGUGAAUGAGGUAUAUCUCGUGUACUAUGCAUUUCUUAGUACCCCCACGGCUAAAGGCAUUGAUAUUGUUUUGGACGAUUCAGAGUUAAGGAGUUUCUAA
This is a messenger RNA of Sclerotinia sclerotiorum 1980 UF-70, 216 nucleotides long. RefSeq lists its product with no specific name. The transcript has 2 exons. The record is from RefSeq and is a predicted model, not a curated record. The coding region runs from base 1 to 216 and encodes 71 amino acids. Lineage: Eukaryota; Fungi; Ascomycota; Leotiomycetes; Helotiales; Sclerotiniaceae.